UAUUGUGAUGGAAGUGUAAAAGGUUGACUGAAAAUCACUUCCCUGGCCAAUGAAAGACCUCACCGGAGCGUGUUACUGUUGUAUGAUUGCUACUCCUCAACUUCCAUCACGUUCUUCGCAUCAUCGCUCUCUUCAUCUUCAACCUCCAUCCAUCGAUUAAUUCAUGGUCCCCUGCGACUCCAGCUUCGUGCUCCGACCACCACCCAAUCUCCUUCACAACCCGACCCGGUCAACACUCUUCACCUGCUUCGAUCAUCGUCGACGGCCCGCUCAGCCUCUCCCUUCGUUCAGAAUAUGCCGCCGCGAUUGCUUCUUCCCGAACCCCCGCCUCAAUCGCGGCGGCGAAGUCCUGUUUGACUCCGCCGUGGCCAGCUCCAUUCCGCCGCACCUUGUUAUUAUGGUUAAUGGUAUCAUUGGCAGUGCUGCUGAUUGGAGAUAUGCUGCACAGGAGUUUGUGAAGAAGCUUCCAGAUGAAGUUAUUGUGCACCGCAGUGAAUGCAAUUCCUCAAGAUUGACUUUUGAUGGUGUUGAUACAAUGGGUGAGAGGCUAGCUGAAGAGGUUCUUUCUGUUGUUAGACGUUGGCCAGAGGUGCAGAAGAUAUCCUUUGUGGCACAUUCUCUGGGAGGCUUGGUGGCAAGAUAUGCAAUUGGGAGACUUUAUAAUUAUUCUUCAAAAUUGAAACCUGUAGAUACCAGCAGAAACUGCAUCAGUGAAGAGAAUACAGAAUAUUCAAAACAUCUUCAACAGAGUUAUGGAGCUAAUAUUGCUGGUUUAGAGCCAAUGAACUUUAUAACAUUUGCGACACCACAUCUUGGCUCAAGAGGAAAUAAACAGCUUCCAUUUCUUUGUGGUCUUCCUUUCCUUGAGAGUAGAGCAUCCAAAACGGCACAUUUAAUUGCAGGGAGAUCUGGGAAGCAUCUCUUCCUCAUGGAUAAUGAUGAUGGAAAGCCGCCUCUACUCCUGCAAAUGGUUGAUGACUCGGACGAUUUAAAAUUUAUGUCAGCUUUACGUGCAUUUAAGCGUCGGGUGGCAUAUGCAAAUGCAAAUUAUGAUCAUAUGGUUGGGUGGCGUACCUCAUCAAUUCGUCGUCAACAUGAACUUCCGAAGUCCAAUCUUCCUGUAAUUGAUGAGAAAUACCCACACAUUGUUUGUAUUGAAGGGGAGAAUGAUGAUGACAUUGGCAAUAAAGCAUCUAUUUACGGAGGCCAAACAAUUGACUUAGAAGAGGAGAUGAUAAGGGGGCUUACUCAGGUACCUUGGGAGCGUGUGGAUGUUAGCUUUCAUAAAAGUACACAGCGCUACAUUGCUCAUAGUACAAUUCAGUGUUAUCAAAUAGCGGACGCCGCUAUAGCGUAGCGGAUUUUUGGCUAAUCGCGACGCCGCUAUUGCCCACUAUAGCGCGCUAUUUGCCGCUAAAUUGCGGCCGAAGUAGCGAAGUUUUGGCUCACCGCGAUGGUCCGCGAUCGCGAUUUGACAUCACUGCUCUCAUUUCAAACUUCUUAAAAGACAUUGGCCACAGCUGCAGUUUGACAUUCCUUUGUUACUUUUUUUUGUGUUGCUUUGUCUUGUUUACAGGUGAAAUCCUACUGGAUGAAUUCAGAUGGCGCUGAUGUGGUUUACCAUAUGAUAGAUAACUUCCAUCUUUAGCCUUUUUUGCUAAGUUUGGUGUAAAAAAAAUCAAUGUUGUGAGCUAUGGUAGUUUCUUCUAAACUUUCUUCUACUGAAUGUCUUGCUUUGUAUCGGAUGAAGAUGAUCUGUUGUACAAUAUAUGUGGCAUGGAAGGUUGAUAGGUCCAUUGGAAAGUACCUAUUUUGUA
This is a messenger RNA of Lotus japonicus, 1817 nucleotides long. RefSeq lists its product as uncharacterized. Bases 164 to 1357 code for a protein of 397 amino acids. The record is from RefSeq and is a predicted model, not a curated record. Lineage: Eukaryota; Viridiplantae; Streptophyta; Magnoliopsida; Fabales; Fabaceae. The transcript has 10 exons.